Messenger RNA from Manis javanica (Malayan pangolin), 1634 nucleotides. RefSeq names its product translocase of inner mitochondrial membrane 21 (gene TIMM21). Lineage: Eukaryota; Metazoa; Chordata; Mammalia; Pholidota; Manidae. Gene Ontology annotation, biological process: protein import into mitochondrial matrix. The record is from RefSeq and is a predicted model, not a curated record. Gene Ontology annotation, cellular component: TIM23 mitochondrial import inner membrane translocase complex.
GCACUGCGCCGGGUCAACACCGCUACUGCGAACUUCCAGGGGCCGGGUUCUUCCCGGGCCGUCUUCCUGGCGCCCGGUAAGUCCCGCAGUAAAUGGGCAGCUCGGAACUUGUGACCCCGCGUGGCGCUGUGCCGACCUUGUCCUCUUACUUCCCUCCUCUCUGGUUUCCCUGGGAAGGGACUGAAACGCAGAUUACAUUUGCAAUAGGAAAGGGAAAUACCGAGAUUUUCCCAGUUUACAGUCCUCUCUACAGGAUGUCGAGAACAUAACAGUUUGUGAUUAUUAAUUUGAUUUCUACAAAUACCACACAACGCCUUCUGCGCAAAUUCCCCAACGAAAUAGACCCACCCUCCGCUGUGUCGACUACGUGUAGCGCAUGCGCCAGCCCGCGCAGGGGCAUCUGGGAGGUGGUGAAAGGACCAGCGGGCGUCCUGGCCGCCUUGCACUGUGGGAAAUGUAGUUCUCAUGCCUUCCCCUCUACAGCUAUGCCGUGAGGCGUGAGCGCCUCAAACUACGAUACCCAGGAGCCCUAAGGGUUUUCAGGUUGCUGUGCACACCAUGGCGGGCAGAGUGUGAAUGUCCCCCUGGAAGGUGAGCAAAGCUCUUUAAUCCGAGUGAAAACGGGACCGUAAAGAAAAGGAGGUGCUAUCAACGUCUUUUGGGAGACUUUUCGUCUUAAUUUACGCUGCUGGAGCUAACGUAUUUUGCCGGACACGCCGUGCAGGAUUGCCGUUGUGAACGUGUAGAACUCAGGGUGUGUAGCGGGUGGCGAAACUUCUCAGUCGUGGUUGGCAUCUCCCCUGGGGGGAGCGGUUUUCUGGGAACAUGCUUUGUACUUUACUGCGAGCUGUACAAUAUACAGAGAAGCUGCACAGGUCCUCGGGGAAACGGUUGUUUUUGCCACACCUCGUGCUCAGUAAAGCUUGCUUGAAGACAAAGCCCAGUUUGAGAUGGGGGCUGCCGGGCCAGGAGAAAACAGUGCGCCCUGGACGUGUGCUUGGAGCCCCCCAGAAGACCCUCUGGACGCAGGGACAGAGCCCCCGGGGAGCAGAGGAAGACAGCAGCAAGCAAGUGUCUGUGCGCAGUCAGAGAGGGGAGCCCGCCAUCCCAACGGCACAGAAAGUGAAAGAAGCUGGAAGAGAUUUUACCUACUUAAUAGUGGUGCUUAUUGGAAUCAGCAUUACAGGUGGCUUGUUUUACACGAUUUUCAGAGAACUUUUCUCUUCAACCAGUCCUAAUAAGAUAUAUGGCAAAGCCUUAGAAAAAUGCCGAUCGCAUCCAGAGGUUGUAAGUGUCUUUGGGGAGCCUGUUAAAGGCUAUGGUGAGAUGACAAGACGUGGCCGGAGGCAGCAUGUCAGUUUUAUUCAAUAUGUAAAAGAUGGGCUGAAACACAUGCGUGUGAAAUUCUACAUCGAGGGCUCGGAGCCUGGGAAGCAGGGAACAGUGCAUCUGGAAGUGAAAGAGAACCCAGGAAGUGGCGAAUACGAAUUCCGGUAUAUCUUUGUGGAACUUGAGUCCUACCCUAGAAGAACUAUUGUCAUCGAAGAUAAUCGAUCUGAAAGUAAUUAGAAGAGAGCUCCACCCAGUGCUGCAAGGCUGCAGGAGAGCAGAGCAGAGGCUGGCGUGGUGGCAGU